UUCAUCUCUGCUGGAGUCGUCGGGAUAAAGCGGCACCGAGGCGCAUCGUCGGCCAGACAAGGCUGAAACAAACUCACAGUUUGUUUGUUUGUUUGUUUUUUCUUCUUAACAUUUCAUCACCUGCACAGAGCUGCAACCAGAAUGAUCAUGAUGAGUGACAAGUGGACCCUCUCCACCCCGUGCUCCUCCUCCCAUGCUGACUAUCACAGAGAGGCGUUAUCACACAACACACUGUUUGUUUUACAAACACGGACCCCAACAGUAAACAGGAAACUGUAAACACACCUGGUGCCACGUGGGUUUCAUUAACAACAAGCCUCCUCCACAAGUGGCUCACCUAUGUCUAUCGUUGGGUAAAAUACAGAAUGGACCUGCUGCCUGACGUAUGGCGACACGACUACUGGCUUCCUCCAGGUGUGACCUGGAAAGACAUGGAACAGCUAGCAGACUCUGAUCGGCCGCUACCCAAGGACCUUCUCAUAAGUCUUCCCCUCGCACUGGGCUUUAUCGCCCUGCGCUACCUGUUUGAGAGGUUUAUUGCCCCACCCAUUGGCAGAUGUUUGGGGGUGAAGAAUAGAUUGAAUGUGAGUGCCGCUCCUUCCCCGACGCUGGAGUCGUUUUACACCCAGAGGAGCAGGCGGCCAACACAGAGUGAAAUAGUUAGUUUGAUGUCGCUGUGUGGCAAAACCCAGAGGCAGAUUGAGACCUGGUUCAGACUUCGCAGGAACCAAGACAGACCCUGUCGAACCACAAAGUUUGGCGUGGCCGCUUGGAGAUUCUUUUUCUAUUUCAUAGCCUUCACGGCUGGACUGGCCAGUUUGAUUGAUAAACCCUGGUUUUGGGACACCUACGAAUGUUGGAGGGAAUAUCCAGUUCAGCCCAUGGAGAGAGCUCAAUACUGGUACUACAUGCUAGAGUUGGGUUUUUACAUCUCUUUGCUCCUCCAGAUCUCUGUGGACAUCAAGAGGAAGGACUUUAAAGAACAGGUGAUUCACCAUUUGGCCACCAUCUUCCUGCUCAUUUUCUCCUACUGUGGCAACUGGAUCCGCAUCGGCACCUUGAUCAUGGUGCUUCAUGACUGCUCUGAUGUCCUGCUGGAGGCUGCCAAAAUGUUCAACUACGGCACUGGCUGGAGGGGAAUGUGUAACACACUGUUUGUUGUGUUUACUUCGGCCUUCUUUGUGACUCGACUGGUGAUUUUCCCCAGCAAAAUCAUCCACAACACCCUGACACGGUCCAUGGAGAUGUUUGAACCUUGUUUUAUCUACUACUUUUUCAACACCCUGCUGAUGGUGCUGCAAGCUCUUCACAUCUUCUGGUUUGGCAUUAUCUUACGCAUGGUCUAUAAACUCCUGGAAGGCAAGAUGAAUAAAGAUGAACGCAGCGAUGAAGAGAGUGCACUUGAAGAAGAAGAAGAUGAUAAAGGAGGAGAGGAAAAUGUGCCUCAAGGAGACUGCUGGGAGAAAAGUAAAGACACGCUGAACUCGAGGCUGUCCACGCACAGUUGUGUCCUAAAUAACUUGACCAACCACAGGAUGUCUGUAGCUGACAAAAUGCGUAAAGCUCAGUAAAGUCUAGAUGAUAUUUAUUCCAUAUAGUUCUGCAAUCUCAAAAACUAAAACAGCCACGUUUUACAUUCUGAGUGAUAUAUGAUGGGUGUGAGCCACUGACCUCUUUCCUGCUUCACGCUUAAGUGGAAUGAGACAAGUAAAGUGGUGAAUCGUUAGUUCUAGUAAAAUGCUGACAUAGCAGAGGACAGUUUCGAUCUAUCGACCUCUGGGGUAUGGGCCCAGCACGCUUCAGCUGCGCCACUCUGCUAGAGACCCCAGAUGGGACUCAGACCCACAAUCCCUGGUGUAGGAGGCCGGUGUCUUAUCCAUUAGGCCACUG
Larimichthys crocea (large yellow croaker) is the source of this 1890-nucleotide messenger RNA. RefSeq names its product ceramide synthase 2. The record is from RefSeq and is a predicted model, not a curated record. Gene Ontology annotation, biological process: ceramide biosynthetic process. Gene Ontology annotation, cellular component: membrane. Gene Ontology annotation, molecular function: DNA binding; sphingosine N-acyltransferase activity. Lineage: Eukaryota; Metazoa; Chordata; Actinopteri; Sciaenidae. The coding region runs from base 366 to 1571 and encodes 401 amino acids. The transcript has 12 exons.